Molecule: messenger RNA, 1919 nt
Organism: Motacilla alba alba
Lineage: Eukaryota; Metazoa; Chordata; Aves; Passeriformes; Motacillidae
Product: zinc finger protein 883-like
Exons: 1
Coding region: 59-1360 (433 amino acids)
Source: RefSeq, a predicted model, not a curated record
UUGCCCCAAAGCAGGAUUUCCCGUUGCCAAGCCCUGGGAGGCUCUGAGGAAGCGGAAGAUGUCCCAGGAGGCGCAGGCAGGUGAGGAGGAAGUGCUUGUCCUUCCUCCCCCAGAGCAGGAGCUGAGGCUGGAGAGCAGGGAGGACAAAUCCCCGGGGCAGAAGCUCGUGGCAGAGGCCGUUUGGAGCGGCUCCACGGCGCAGGAAGGCAACGGGGAGGAAAAGGCCCGGAGAUGCCGCACGAGGAGGGGCUGCAAAGGCAGAUGGCGGCGAGCUGAGGGGGAAAGACCCAGCCUGGGCGGGGAAGGCGGCCGGAGAUCGAGCCAGAGCUCUGAGCUGGUGCUCCAUGAUGGGGAGAAGCCCCACGUGUGUGAGGAGUGUGGGAAGAGCUUCAGUUGGAGCUCCAGCCUGAUCCUGCACCAGGUGAUCCACACUGGGGAGAGGCCCUACGAGUGUGGGGAGUGUGGGAUGAGCUUCAGGCGCCGCUCUCACCUGAUCAGGCACCAGGUGAUCCACACCGGGGAACGGCCCUACGAGUGUGGGCAAUGUGGGAAGAGCUUCAGCCGGAGCUCGGGCCUGAUUGAGCACCAGAGGAUCCACACAGGGGAGAGGCCCUACGAGUGUGGGGAGUGUGGGAAGAGGUUCAGCCACCAUUCCGCCCUGAUUGUGCACCUAAAGAUCCACACUGGGGAGAGGCCCUACGAGUGUUCUGAGUGUGGGAAGAGGUUUAAGACCAGUUCCUAUCUCCUGCUGCACUAUCGGAUUCACACAGGGGAGAGGCCCUUCCGCUGCCCCGACUGCGGGAAGGGAUUCAGGGACAACUCCACCCUCGUCCAGCAUCAACGCAUCCACAGCAGGGAGAGGCCCUACGAGUGUGGGGAGUGUGGGAAGAGCUUCAAACGGAGCUCCCACCUCAUCAGCCACCAGGUGGUCCACACCGGGCAGAGGCCCUACGAGUGUGGGGAAUGUGGGAAGAGCUUCAGCCGGAGCUCCAGCCUGAUCCAGCACCGGAACAUCCACACAGGGGAGAGACCUUACCAGUGUGGGCAAUGUGGGAAGAGCUUCAGCCACCACUCCACGCUGAUCAGGCACCACAUGAUCCACACCGGUGAGAGGCCCUACGUGUGCUCCAAGUGUGGGAAGGGGUUUACGAGCAGCUCCCAUCUCCUCCUGCACUAUCGAAGUCACAUGGAGGAGAGGCCCUUCCUCUGUCCCGACUGCGGGAAGGGAUUCAUGCAGAACUCCCAACUCAUCAUCCACCAGCGCAUCCACACUGGGGAGAGGCCCUACGAGUGUCCCCAGUGUGGGAAGAGCUUCGCCAGCAGCUCUCACUUGACUAAACACCAAAAGAGCCACCAGUAAGGGAAUCCCUGCGAGUGCCCAAGUGUGGGAAGAGCUUUUUGCGCUGCUCCAGCUCCAUCCCCCUCUGGAGGAGCCACGCUGGGCACAGCCCUGGUGACCCACAUUCCCUGUGAUUUGUGGUGGGAACACACCUGGCUGCUUCUCCUUUUGCUUUGGCCUUAAUUUCUUUCUCUCCUCCAUGUUGUUCGUUGCCAAGACAGAUAGAUCUGUCAUCUCAAAACCACUCAAAUCCCACUGAAAAAAAUUCAAGCUUACCCGAAAAGGGCUCAAUCCCACCUCAAAAAGACUCAGUGCCAUGCCAAACCCACUCAACUCCACAGCUGCCAGGGUGAAAUAGGGUUGGGAGGAGAUGGAGAGAAGUGGGAUCCCAAUUUGGAGCGGUGGGAUUGUGGGAUUCUGUGGCACUGGGUGUGUGGGAUGUAUUUGAUAGCAAAUAAAACUCUCAGACUUACUAAUUCCUUUUUCGUUCCUUUUCCUUCCGCGGCAGUUCUGUGUGCAGAGUGCCGCCUCCCAGAGUGUCCCCUCACGGCUGCCGCCCUUGGCCUGAGCCCGCCCCUUU